AUGACCGUUGCGAAAAUCAUCCAUCUCGCGAUCUUCUCCCUCAUCAUCAUCGGAUGUAUCGCUGAGAUCGUUACUAGUGGCAUCCUCGUCGGCGACUUCAACAAGCUACAGAAUCCAGAUCUUUACUCGUCGCUGGUGACAAGGACCAAAUAUCUUCUGUUUUGUGGACUAUGGACUGUCCUGUUCUCAGCAAUCUACGUGGCUGGCUUAUCCGUCGCACCUGGUCACCUUCUCUUCAGCGUUGCUUCUCACAUUGUUUGGCUUGGAGUGACCAUCAUCCUCUUCGUGUCCGGAGCAGCUGCGCUCCAGACUGAGAUCAAUGGACAAACGCUACCCCACCAGCAACGUCUAGAAAUCCUCCAAGGAUUUGCUUGGGCGGAUUCAAUCCUGCUAGGCCUAGCGAUGCUGAUGGUCUUAGCGAUCGGGAUUGGUCGAAGGAACGGUCUGACAGGCAACUUGCUCGGUGAACCAUGA
Molecule: messenger RNA, 474 nt
Organism: Puccinia triticina
Lineage: Eukaryota; Fungi; Basidiomycota; Pucciniomycetes; Pucciniales; Pucciniaceae
Exons: 5
Coding region: 1-474 (157 amino acids)
Source: RefSeq, a predicted model, not a curated record